CUCGCUUCGGUUCAGUCUCCGCCGAAGACCUCGUGGCACGUAUCAGUCAUUUCGCGGCACCGGUUAGCGGUACACUCGUGCGUGUGCGUUGCGCGUGUGCGGUUUUUUUUUUUUCCCCGUCGUCGCGCGUCCGUUUCCCGACACGCACACACGCACACCGUGUGUUUCACACAGUGCUAUCAAAUAUUCCAAUAACGCUUAUGUGUUUGUCGAUCGUCGUUCUUUUUCUCGUUAUUUUUCCCGUCUUGUCUACACGAGAUUUUUUUUUUUUUUUCUACGGCGCAGUUGUCCGCAACGUGUGCACCUACACCCGCCCGCUCCCCGUACAUAUUUGUCUGCCUGCACUGCACUCCCUGCUCCGGCGGCCAUCAAGGAUAUUCACCCUGAGGGAUAAACAACGCAUUCAGAAAGAAACGAAUCAUAAUAUUUUCCAACACUACCGUUCAGGAUGAUCAGUACCGUGUGAUGCCCAGCGUCAGUCCGUAGUCUACAGCUUCAGCUGCGAUGGGUAACUCGAACAGUCACGGCAGCUCGUACGCGACCAGCGACACACAAGUGAUACCACCGCACUCAUGGGCUUACUCGUUCCCGCGGUCGCAGUACUUCAGACCACCUGCCACGGGCUCAAAGGUGCUGCCGCCGCACGUGCCCAGCCAACGGCUCAGACCCACCGAGAACGGUUCCAUGUUGCACAAUGUCGGCACUAUAAACGGCAAACGGCCAUACGAGUACAUACACCGUGACGACCUACCUCAUGGAUAUGAAAUGCAAAGACACGCACCACGGGAUGGUAGACGAGAUCGUAUGGGAUACAACAUGUACACCAGUGAACCAGAUUUACGGUUCACAGACUCUCGUCAACCACCACCAAUGGGUUACCAACAUCAUAACAACCAUGGGGAUAAUGGAGCUGUCAAAGGUAGAAUGUCCCGGUCAAAAAAGAAGUAUAGAGCACCUCAAAUACCUCCUGCUUCGUCACAUCACAAUGGAAUGGAAAGUUCUUCGCCAGACUCGUAUCAACACUGGGAGAACCACAGAGAUAACAGUAGGUCUAGUCAAAAUAAGGGUGGUAUGCCGAGGUUAAGAUUAUUUAAGACUAGAGCAGAGACAAAACGUAAGCUUAGUAAAGAUGAAAUAAAGAAUGAAGAAAUUCAGUCUAAUGUCCAACCCCAAGCCAGCAAUUUACACCGAAGCAUGUCUUCCCCACAAUUUCAAGCCGAAUUGAAACGUGUUACGGAAAGGCUGAGAGAAAAGGAAUUCCGUCAUCCGCCCAUAGGCCGUGCUUCGGAAAGCUCGUCCAAUCCAGCGUCCGAAGAACGUGCGGUGAUCAUCGCUAACAACGACAAGCACCGAGAGAGUCCUGUGAACUCGAACAGAGAACGGUUGAUGGCUGACCGGGCAAAAAGGAUGUCUAGAUCGAUACCGAACCUUGCGACAAAAGUACAAGAAGACGAUGAUGUACGUUGUACGGGCGAAGGUUCAUCGGCCACGGGUUCCAACGAUGAGAACGCGAAGAACAAAAGAGACAACAAGCCGAAAACAAGUGCACCAGAUACUAAACCGAAAACAUUCUAUUUCGGUAUGAACGAAUUCAACGACGAGAAAAAACUAAACAGGAACACUGGAGACGUAGACCGAUUUGCCGAAAGUUUUAAUAAAACAAACGACUCACCAUCAGAUAGUAUUGUUAGUAGUGAUCCGACGGACGAGAGUGGUGGAGACAUAUCUCUUCAGCUAAGACCUACAUUACCUAGGAAACAAUUUGAUAUCCCUAGGUUUAGUCCUACAGCUGCCUGGCGUUUACUAACUGCUUUAGAAAGUCCAACUCCAGUUAGUCCAAAUUGUAGUGGCGGAGAGGAAGAUUUGAUACCAAUUAUAGAUCAGCCCCACAAUUCUGGAGAUAAAUCUGGAGAUAGUGGUAUUUCUGGAGAUGCUAGUCCACAUUCAGCCCACAAUUCACAAGUGGCUUGGACUCCUCAGCAAGACUUAGAAGAAACAAGUUCAGAUGGAGGGUUGGAUUCAACACCAGUAUCACCUCAAAGUUUGGAUACUACACAAUUUUCUAGGACCCGUACAGUGGCUAGGCCAAGUUUUUGUCUAUCCUUACCAAGAGAUGAAAAUACAGGACUUGACAAAAGAUAUGGGCAGUUGAAUGAAGAUUUUUCACCAAUGAACCCGCCUAAAUCCAAUGGCUAUUUCAAAUCUAAAUUAAACAGAGGAAAAACCUCAAUUGAUAAAAAUAAAUCACACUUGGAUGAAAACUGGGUGUUGAGUAGAAGUGUACCAGAUUCAUUACAUCACUCAGGUCUAGUUGGUAAUUUUCCAUCGCAAAAUUGGACCCAAUUUAAUCAUCAAAACAACGAAGAACUGGCUGAUGAAGAAUUAGCUAUGUCUUCACUGCCCAAGUUUUCAUAUUUGGCAGCAGGUAGACGAGCUAUGUAUUUGCCAGAAUACAAAUCUUUGAACUAUUUAUAUGAGAAGGAUGUGAUGAAUGUACUUGAGAAUAAAGCCAUUGUAUCAAAAUCAUGUGAAGAUCUUACAAGAGAUGAUCAAGAGGACAACCAGUUAUCAAUCACGAAUGAAAAGUCUAAACAAAAAUCCACUAGUAAAAAGUUUGCAUUUCAGAGUACCAUACGACAAAUUGAACGAAAAAAAAUAGCUGAAAAAUUAUCAAAAGAAGCAGAGUACAAAGAACGCCAAAGAUUAAGUGAAAUGGAGGCUAUGCGUCGAGUGGAAGAAGAGUUUCAACGAAAAAGGGAAAGAGAAAAAGCAGAUAUUCGACAACAGUUAAGGCUUUACACAUUAACACAAGGUGAUAGAGAACCAGCACAACCUCUUCCAUCCAGUACUCAAAUUCUUUCAGAAUUUAGAGAGUCUAGACGUGACUAUAAAGACUUCAAUUCUUCCAGAGUUGAACACGAACCCAGUAAUCGUGCUGAAACUCCAGUUAAAAAGUCCACAACUAUACAUCCCAAAGUUGUGUACCAGAUGCCCAAAAGUACUCCAGUGUAUGUAACACCAAGUACUGUUCGUAAACAAUGUAGUGGAAUCGAAAAGAUUGGUUCGUCUACACCAACAACUGGUAACUACAGAAGAGAUUUUGCUCAAGGAGCUUUACCACAUUCGGUUGCGAGUUCAGACUCUGAAGUUUCAGUGUCAAAUACUCGACCAACUUCGCGUACAAAGCAUAGAAGCAGAUCUGCCAGUCCAAUAUCUGAUCGAGAAAAAGAAAACAAUGGUAUUGGAUUAAAUCUCGAUUAUGUGCAUAUCAUCCAAAGUUUAAAGGAAAAACAAAAUAACGAAAAGACACUAAAUGAAGUUACCAGUGAAAUGAUACCGGCUAGAUCUAUAGCCGGUGUGAACUCUUUACAACCAUUUAUAAAAAAUAAAAAUUCAAUGUACAAACCUAUUGUUUUCAAUCCGAUAAACAAAAACAAAUUUGCUCAACCAUUGAUGUAGAUUCAAUUUUAUUAAUUUUAAAUAUUGAUUAUUAUAUAUAUUUUUUUUUUUAUUAUUAUAAUUUUUAAUGAAUUGUUUGUAUUCCACUAAAAUAAGUUACUCGACUAAUAUAAUUAGUAUUAAUC
Messenger RNA from Sipha flava (yellow sugarcane aphid), 3584 nucleotides. RefSeq lists its product as uncharacterized. NCBI's taxonomy places the organism in Eukaryota, Metazoa, Arthropoda, Insecta, Hemiptera, Aphididae. Bases 505 to 3459 code for a protein of 984 amino acids. The record is from RefSeq and is a predicted model, not a curated record. The transcript is spliced from 15 exons.